Molecule: messenger RNA, 792 nt
Organism: Miscanthus lutarioriparius
Lineage: Eukaryota; Viridiplantae; Streptophyta; Magnoliopsida; Poales; Poaceae
Source: the annotation of a GenBank genome assembly
AUGCCCCAGGUCGAGUCGGCCACUGCCUCGGAGAGGCCGCCGCCGCAGGACGCAUGGGUCGUCGAGCUCCGCAGUCUCCUUCCGCAGUGGGAGUCGCUGCGGGAUUCCUCCAAGGUCAUUAUCCCGAUUUCAAUAUCUAGGGUGAACCAGUUUGAUGCUGCAAGGCUAGAUGUCGGCCAUGUUGAAAGAGCAGCUAGUCAAAGUGUUCUCCUUGAUGAAGGACUCUUAUUCCAAUAUGAGCCUGAACUUGAUGCUUUCCUCGAGUUCCUCAUCUGGAGGUUCUCAAUUUGGGUUGACAAGCCAACCCCAGGCAAUGCACUGAUGAACCUGAGGUAUAGAGAUGAGCGGGCAGCACCCAUCACUGGAAAGGAAGUUAGAACGGGCUUGGAAGGACCUGGGCUUUCUGUUUCUCAAAAGAUAUUUUAUUGUAUUAGCUUUGUUGGUGGCCAAUAUAUAUGGUCACGAUUACAGUCUUUUUCUGCUUUCCGUCGAUGGGGCGAUUCUGAACAGAGACCACUAGCACGCCGUGCUUGGGCAUUAAUGCAGAAUGCUGAAGUAUUGUAUAGGGCUGCUUCAUUCUUUAACCUAUUAUUGUUUCUUUAUGGUGGAAGGUACAAAACUAUUGUAGAAAGGAUUCUGAAGGCAAGACUUGUUUAUGGGAGCCCCAACAUGAAUAGAGCUGUUAGCUUUGAGUACAUGAAUCGCCAGCUGGUCUGGAAUGAGUUUUCGGUUUCUCUAGGUGUUUCUGAGAUUGUCCACAAAUACAUUGGUGUGGGAUUUUGGUAUAACUGA